Dunckerocampus dactyliophorus (ringed pipefish) is the source of this 6397-nucleotide messenger RNA. RefSeq names its product shroom family member 4 (gene shroom4). NCBI's taxonomy places the organism in Eukaryota, Metazoa, Chordata, Actinopteri, Syngnathiformes, Syngnathidae. Gene Ontology annotation, cellular component: apical junction complex; apical plasma membrane; cortical actin cytoskeleton. The coding region runs from base 569 to 5425 and encodes 1618 amino acids. Gene Ontology annotation, molecular function: actin filament binding. The record is from RefSeq and is a predicted model, not a curated record. The transcript is spliced from 9 exons. Gene Ontology annotation, biological process: actin filament organization.
AGAGAGAGAGGGUGGGAGUGAUUGCAAUGGCACAGGAGGGAGAAAUAGUCAUGUUUUGUCUUCCAGUGAGAAGAAUGAGUGAGGAGGAAGACAGGAAAAGCAAGGAGAGGGGAUGUGAGGACCGACGCUUGGACUUUCCCUCUCAGUCCCGGCCUGCUUUGCCUCCGACGACGGACACAUUGUCGCAAGAUGCUUUUCCCACCUUGUGGUCAUAGCGAGGCACUCUUGUCAUACAGUUGAAGACACGCUGGAGAAGAAGGAGGAGCAGAUUCAGCCCAGAAAGUGAGCUGAGAGGCUCCAUUGUUCGGACUUCUCGAGUGAACGCGUUGAACUUGACCUUUUGGCUCCUCACAUUUUACUGGCCGCGAGCACUUUGCCUGUGGAUGCUUCUUCUUCUUCGUCAAUCCGGCGCAGCGUCCCAUUCAUCAGGCCUCACUCCUGGCACCUUGCGAAGCUGUCCCAGCUUCCCCUACCUCCCCCGCCACCCCCUCCCCCGUCUCCGCCGCCCAGCGUCCCUCCACUCACCGACUCCCCCCCACUCCCACCACCUCCCCCUCCUCCACCUGCCAUGCAGCUCCAUCCUGGCGCUUAUACACUAGCCUGGAACACAAGUGACCACAGUGACUUGCCCAUGCAGUGGGGUCAGCUGUCCAGGCCGUACUCAUCCACCGAUCGAAGCAGUUCCCUGGGCUCCAUGGAGAGCUUGGAUACGCCCACACCUGUCACACAGCCUUACUCUGACUCCCUCAGUUCCCCUGUUGACCCGGCACUCUUCAACAACAAGAGAGACUCUGCCUACAGCUCCUUCUCCGCUAGCUCCAACACCUCAGACUACGCCACAGUGCUGCUCCGACCUGGUGACAUGUGCUCUAUGGACAACUUCCUCCAAAGCCUGGGGCCGUCUUCUCCAGGCUUUGCCAGUGGGGAUGCCGCAACGCCAGUAAGUUCAUCCAGCGAGGCCGCAGAUGACGCACGGCUGAUUGGACUGAAGUCCAUGUCACUGACCAGGCCGAGGAUCAGGCCUGUAGAGGUGAAAGAGAGGCCUUCCUCUUGUUCUUAUGAGGAGGAGAGGAGAGGAGGAGGCUGUGAUAUAAGUGGUGAAAGUGGAAUAGAAGGAAAGAUGACUCCCACUCAGCCUCCACACAGAAAAGACAGUUUUAAAACAACCAGGAGUUGCUCUAAUGUUUCAAACAAACGCUGUGCUUCAGCUCCUAUUGAAAUGUGCAGUGUUCCUUGUUUCUAUAAUGACAAUACAUCUUCUCCAAAUGGUGAACCGGGAACUCAUAAUGGUUUCCUUCAAGUUGAAGAAGUCAAUACUGGACAUUUAGGAUCCUGCUAUAGCCAAAACGAACAACUUGGAUGUAGUAUGAAUGCUCAGAAGGACUACAGUGACAAAACAACUACAGAUCACCUCUCGGACCUAGGUGGGUUAUCUGUGGUUGCUUCAGACCCGUCAGUGGAUACUCAGGGGCACACUCAUGUCAUACACUCUCAGACCAAGCAUCCUUUUGCAGGCCUACACCAGCAAAAUGACCCUAAGAAUGCCCCACCACUUCAGUUUUUGCAGUAUAACAGCGACAACUCCUCACUAGAACCUUCUAGUCAGUCAUAUCCCUCAUGUAGGACCAAGUUGUCCCCUUUACCACCAGCCCUGAUGGAGAGCCAAGAACGCUCAAACAAUCUUUCUCCUGAGCCAACAAACAAAUGGGAUGGAAGCCGCUGCUCAACCCCUGGAUCCGUUUUCUUGGAGGUGGACGUGGAGGAAGGAAUGGGAAUACAAGGCAAGUCCCUCCCUCUGAAUCAGCAUCACCAUCCUUGGAGCCGCUCUGUGAGUGUACCUGAGGAACCAACAGGGACAUCAUUGCAGGGUAUCCUGGGUUCUGACCAAAUACUUGGAAGAGAUUUUCAGCCUCUUAGUGCUGCUGUCAGCGUUGAUACUUUAAUGGAGGAGCAAAGGGCAGAGGAGAGCAGGAGAAGUGGAGAAAAAUCUGAGGACAAUGCCGAGGCCACCAUGAAAAAGUCAUCUAGGAACCAUCGUCGAAACCGCCGCCGCAGUGAACGCUUUGCGACCAACCUUCGAAAUGAAAUCCAGAGGAAGAAGGCUCAACUGCAGAGUAGCCUUGGCCCUGGAGGGUUACUCUCUAGUGGUGAAACUGUCCAGGAAGAGGAGGGUGCAGACCUCCACUGGGAGCCUGAAGAAGCGGACAUUGUAGUCAAAGAAAGAAGAACCAAAGUUGUGUUUGCCCCAACUGUUAGUACAGCAGAGACAGCACGAGAUGAGAAAUCAAACACUCCAGGUCAAAUAAACCAUGAUGAUCUGCCUCUUCAACCUCCAUCCACAACUACAGCCAUUCAGAUUGUGGACCCAGGAGUGCCUAAUUUUGGUGUUGGCAUCCGAGUUGUGGAGGAGCCAGCUCCUGCAGGCAAAGCUCGCCGCUGGCGUUGGACUCCUGAGCAUAAGCUCCAGCCAGAACCAGAACCAAGCAAACUGUAUGGGGUUGUUGGAGAGAGCAUGUUAGGGGUCACCCAGUCAAGGCAUGGGGUCUGUGCCUUUACAUCCUCUUCCACGCCCUCUGGUGGUCGCUCCUCUUCCUGUUCUCGGAUGGAGGAGUCUGACAUCCUUCCAUUUGCAGACAGAAGGAAGUUUUUUGAGGAGACGAGCAAGUCCAUUGCAGGAUCAAUGGUGUCUAGUGUGUUGAGUCACACACAGAGAAAGUCCCAGGAGGUAGAGCAUGUUCAGUACAGACACCAAAGGAGAUAUUCCUACCAAGGGGGGCUACAGCAAGAAAAAAACCUGCUUCCAAAACCAAUGGAAGCCAGGAGGCCAUCAGUGUGUACUAGCCGAGAGAGACAGCAGGAGAAGCAGAGGGACCAAAUGAAGGAAUGGGAGGAAAGAGCCAGAGAACAAGUGAGGGAUGAAAUGUUGCGAGAAAUUGAGAUGCAGCAGGAGAAGGAAAGGCAGGAGAGGGAACAAGAGAUGGAAAGAGAGAGGCUCAGAGAGAAGGAGCGAGAGGAGAGGGUGAGACAGUGGGAAACGGAACGUGAAAUGGAGCUUGAGUUGGAGAAGGCGAAGGAGAAGGAGCAACUUCAAAUAGAAAGCGAGGAAGAGCUAGAGCGACAACAGAAAGACUUUUUCAUCAGUUCAUGCGCCAGAGAAACAAAUCAGGACUUUCAUGACCAGAACCUGCAUCCCAAGUCUUGCAGUACAAGUCUCAUCCCAAGAUCUGCAUUCUACCCAGUUAACCAACCUUCACAGCCAUCUUUGGACCCGAGGAGCUACAACCCGACAGAAGCGCAGUAUCCUGCCCGGCAACAGGAAACAAGCAAGCUAAGCAGGAAGUACAGCUUGACAGAAAGGGACUAUACCAGCUGGAGACGAGAGCAAAACCGAGGGGCUCCCCACCAGGGAUCAUGCACCCCCAGACAGUUGGAAAAUGGCAGGAAUAGUUGCAAUGCAUACACAGCGGCUCCGCCGCCAGCGCCACUGUCUCUCAGGGGACGCGCCAUGUCCGAAAACGAUAUUUGCUUCACCAACAACCAACACUGGAUGCCUUCGCAUUCCUCUGCAGUCAGCCAGACACUGAGCGAAGUCAAAGAACAAACAGCCGCUGUCCAGGGGGACGUGCUACACAGCGCACAGUUAACCCAGAGGAAGAAAAACCCUCCUCCGAGACCGCCGCCCCCCAAGUGGGAGCAGUUCCACCGCAGGCGUGCAUCCCAACACAUGCUGUUCUGCUCUUCUUCUACUGCGCCUCCACAACAUACGUCCACUGAGCCCACAGAGCAUCUGAAUGCUGAACCGUGCCGACAGAGGUCAUACAGCCUGCCCCCGCAGAGACAGGAAGUGGCAGAGAACUGCCCGCGCUGUAGUUGCCACCAACCACGGCCCCCAGAACCCGCCUUUUCCCACAUCCCAUCCAGUUGGCAUCAGUUCCCGGAGCUCUCCUUUUCCAUUGCCCCUUUCAGUCCCAGGUUUUCCAGGCGGGCCUUCAGGCCUGUGGAGCCACCCACCAGGGAGCGGGAGGGGAACCUGGGUGGUGUGUACUUCCAACAGCACGGGAGGGUGAUGACGCCCCCACAAGCACCUGAAGGUCUGUGUCUCAACAGUCUAUCUGAGUCAGACACCAGUUGUAGUGAUCUUCACAAGCCGCCACCCAGCCAGAGACCUGGAGCUGUGUGGGACAGAACGCCCUCUCCCAGAAUUCAUAGCAACAAUGCACUUCCACCUGUCUUGGAAGAUGGAUGCCUUGGUGGUGUGUUAACUUCUGAGUCCUUCUCUGUACCGGAAUACAAGCAGCAGCAGAGUCUUGACCUGCCAAGGCCCCCAGAAACCGGAACCGAAUCGGAGACGACCCUAAGCCCGAGCCCCUCGCACAGCAUGGAGGCAGAACUGGAUGUCCCCUUGGAAACGGACAUUGAUGACUUCCAGGAGGAUGAGAGACCCCUUGCAGAGGAGGAGCUGAUAACCAGUGAGCUCCCUUGCUUUGCGCUGCCCGUCACCAUCUUGGAGACGGACAUCGACACCUUGCCGGACCCGCGGGCCGAGCCGGUGGGUGAGACCAGGAGGGAGGAGAGCGGCUCUGUGGAGGAAGAGCUGGAGAGCGGCAGGGAGGAACUGAGCCUGGAGGAGCUCUUCCUCCACAACAGCAAGGGGGAGACAGGCACGGAGAACUGGAGGGGCACCUUUCAGAGUGUGGAGCACAACACCGACAGCUUGGAUAGGCGGUCUGGCACAAGCUCGAGCUGCUCGUCCUAUUACAGCACGUCAGCAGCCAAGGCUCAGCUCCUGUCCCAGAUGAAGGACUUCAGUGAUAACAAGGAGCAUGACGAGGACGACGAGCUCAGCUACAAGAGACAGCUGAUGGAGAGCCUGCGCAAGAAGUUGGGGGUCCUGAGGGAAGCCCAGCGGGGACUUCAGGAAGACAUCCGUGCCAAUGCACAGCUGGGCGAGGAGGUGGAGAGCAUGGCGGUGGCUGCGUGCAAGCCCAACGAGGUGGACAAGUUCCGCAUGUUCAUCGGCGACCUGGACAAGGUGGUCAGCCUGCUGCUGUCGCUGUCGGCCCGACUACUGAGAGUGGAGACCACACUGGACACGCUGGACCCAGACACCGAAGAGGACGAGAGGCUCCCCCUGCUGGAAAAGAAGCGCCAGCUCAUGAGGCAGCUCUCAGAGGCCCAGGAUCUGAAGGACCACGUCGACCGCAGGGAGCAGGCUGUCAGCCGGGUUCUGGCACGCUGUCUCUCUCCAGACCAGCACCGAGACUAUAGCCACUUUGUGAAGAUGAAGGCUGGCCUGCUGGUGGAGCAGAGACAGUUGGAGGACAAGAUCCGUCUGGGAGAGGAGCAGCUGAGAGGGCUGAGGGAGAGUCUAGGGCUGGGCCUUGGUCUGGGAAUGGGAAUGUCCAUGGGAUAUGGACAGUACUGACUAAAUUCCUUUUUAAAGCACAAAUGUAAGUGGCUUCCAAAGGUGCAUGCAAGAGUAGACCCUGAGGUUCUUGCACCAACAUCUUAAAAACCCUCAGGUUGCCAUGCACAAACUCGACUAUUACAAAGAAUUUAAAAGGAGCAUGCUCAGAACUUCAAUUCAAGCAUCUCCACAACUUUAAGAACAUGUUUACUUGCCAUGAUGUGCCUGCAACAUGUACUGUAAGACACUUGUGUGGAUCUCACUACCAAAGAGGGUUUUUUUUUUUUUGGUGCUUCACAUUACGAAAUUUUCUUCAGUAUUAUUUUUGGUUUUGUUGCUGGCUGACACCCUGCAAUCCAUGAUCUGUAUUGUCUACAACAUCAUGUUUUGUUUGUAUUUUGCAGCUAUUUGAUGUGUGGAGUUUGAUACUCUGGUCACAUACAUGUACAGAAAACCCUUUUGUGUAUAGUGUAUACAUUGUGUAUAUAGUGUAUUUGAAUAGACUGGAAUGGCUUGUAUGGAAUGCUUAGAAAAAGUAAGUGUAUAUUUUGACCUUUUGUUAAUUCCAUUUCAACAGCAGACCAAUUUUUAACUGCAUGAAUUCACAAUUUACAGAAACAAGUUUGGCCAAGAAGGAAUUGAGCAAUUAAGCAAUCAAGGCAGGCAAGUUUGUGUCCUUUGUGUUUGUUAUCCAGCCUUCAUCAUCCAUUAAACUUUUACAAAGUGCCCACUGUCCUCCUCUGCCUCCACCUCUUGGUGAUUUGUGAUCUGGGCCAAAGUCCCCCUAAGCUUUAUGCACCAGCACUGACCCUUGGACCGGGGCAGUUUUAGUUUCAGUAAAUCAAGUUUGGGAGGUAUUUUAGUGGUGAAUUGUGGAACGAAUAUGCUCUUUAAGCAAGAUUUACACUCAAACUUGUUCAUUUUGGCCUUUUUAAAUGUUUUUCUGUGUAAUUGUCAUUCAUCACAAAGCUGUUUCUUUGUAAAGAGCAU